Messenger RNA from Gossypium arboreum, 489 nucleotides. RefSeq names its product protein FAR1-RELATED SEQUENCE 5-like. The record is from RefSeq and is a predicted model, not a curated record. Bases 1 to 489 code for a protein of 162 amino acids. NCBI's taxonomy places the organism in Eukaryota, Viridiplantae, Streptophyta, Magnoliopsida, Malvales, Malvaceae. The transcript has a single exon.
AUGAUACAGUUAAAUGAAGAAUCAAAACAAGGAAUGCCAAAUAUUUAUGGGAAGAGACAGGUUCAUGAAUUUUUUGAUUUUAACGUUACUGAAUUAACAGCAGAGGAAGUUAAAGCAAUGGAAUUCAAUAGCUUAGAUGAUGCUCAAUCGUUUUAUCUAAGCUAUGCUCAUAUCAUUGGUUUUUGUGUUAGUCUUGGAGGAACAAAGACAAAUCCCAAAACUUGGGAUGUUAUUGCUAAGUAUUUAUACCGUAAUAAAGAAGGGGAGUGGUCGGAUAAUCACAACAACAAUAAUAAAAGGAUUCGAGAACCAAAAAAUAUAACUCGAACUGGAUGUGAAGCGAAGAUGCGAGUGGUGUUUAAGAAGUUUAAAAGCAAAUGGGUUGUUACGAGCUCUGUGAAAAAGCAUAAUCAUGAAUUUCGUGAAGUUCCCCUUGGUGCAAAGGUUGAAGCUUUGGCGAUGAGACGAGCCACAAUCCAACCUUCCUAG